AGACACACAGCUGGACCAUAUUAGAAUAGAGGAUAGGAGUACAGUGUAGAAGAGACCGGUGUAGUCUGUUGAAGUCAAGCUGCUGAACUCAUCUGAGACACAGCUGAGACUCUUGACAAACUUCGUCAGGAACACAGUGAUUUGAAGGGUGAUAUUGUGGCAAAGGAGAUAACAAUUUUAGACUUCACUGUAUUAUCAUCACAGGACUUGGGACACAGGGGCUGCGUUACACAGAGCAGUGAAAGGAAGGAAGGGAGAGGCAGCUCUCUCUGCUUGUGGAAGUAGUGCCUGACCAUAAAUUAUAGCUUUCGCUGUGAGAGAGCACGGAUCCUCUGCAGCACCAUGAGUCUCUUUGCUCCAGCCGGGACUCCAGCCGGGACUCCAGCCGGGACUCCAGCCGGGACUCUGCUAUUGCUGCUCUCUCUCUCUGCUCUCCUCCAUGGCUGUUCCUCCUCUCCCUCCACGGAGGAGUGCACUGGCAUGGGCGUCCGGCUGCGCUCCUUCAAGCUGGUGUCCAACUGCAACUUCACCACCCUGAAAGACAAACAGAUCCAGGAGGUGCAGGCUCCCACCACCGUGCUCUACGUGCCCAUGCUCUACCUGGUAGCCUUCACUGGGGGCCUCCCGGCUAACCUCCUGGCCCUGUGGGUCCUUCUGUUCCGUACCAAGAAGAUGCCAUCCACCAUCCUCCUCAUCAACCUCACCGCCACCGACCUCAUGAUACUGAUGGUGCUCCCCUUCCGCAUAGUCUAUCACUUCCAGGGCAACGACUGGGUCUUCGGCGAGCCCUUCUGCCGCGUGGUCACGGCGCUCUUCUACGGCAACAUGUAUGGCUCGGUGCUGUGCCUGGCGUUCAUCGCCGUCGACCGCUAUGUGGCAUUGGUGCACCCGUUCGGUGCCAAAACCCUCCGCAGCUUCCGCACCUCCCUUUACAUGAGCCUGGGCGUGUGGGUGGUGGCGCUGGCCGCCAUGGUGCCUCUCCUCGUCUCCCGCCAGUCCUACAAGCUGGACGAGCCGAGCAUAACCACGUGCCACGACGCGUUGCCUGAGGAGGAGCAUGAGAACUACUUCCUGCCCUACUUUCUCACACUCUUCUUUCUCUGCUUCCUGCUCCCCCUGCUGGUCGUCCUCUACUGCUACGGCUCUGUGAUACGCACCCUAGUGGCGGGAGGCCAGCGCUACGCCCACGCUGUGCGCGUCACUGUGCUAGUGCUGGUAGUGUUCAUUGGCUGCCUGCUACCCAGCAACGUCCUCCUUCUCCUGCACUACUCCGACUCCUACCUGGUGGAUGAUGGGGAGGACCUGUACGUGCCCUACAUGGUUAGCCUAGCUGUUAGCACGUUGAACAGCUGCAUCGACCCCUUCAUCUUCUACUACGUCUCUGACGACUUCAGGGAAAAGGUCAGGACGGUGCUGUGUUGCCGCGGCGACAACGGGAGAGACUCGACCACUGGGAACCAGGUGUCCUAUUCGUCCACCUCAAAGGGGACGCAAAGGUCAAAGGUGACACUGCUGUCCAAGUCUAGUCGGAGCCCGGUGACGUCAGAGGGGGAGAUAGCAUGUAGAUAGGUAUUAGAGAACUAGACGUGUAGGCACUAGGAUCAGACGAAGACUCAAUCUUGUGUUGUUCCUCUGGUUUGUGAGACACUCAUUUAUACAGCCAAUGACUUUUAUCGUAUAUUGUGAAAAACAAAAAAUGGAUGGCAAAUUCUGUGCAAUUUCCAUAAACAUGCAGUCAAUGGAGGGAGGUGUUUAAGGAAUCAUCAUCAUACAGGAAUACAAUAGUCUCUUUAGACAUCCACUUUGCCUCCCACAAAUUUCAAAUGCUCUUCAUCUGUUGCCUAUGGUCUGGUUUUCGAGAUGAGGGUUUGUAUCUUUAGAGUUCUACAGGAUUACACAGUCAAUCUAUAUUAAUGGAAUGUCUUUUAUAAAUCUGACAAAAUGGGAAAAAUACAGUUGCAGGGUGUGUUGUCCCUAUUCUUCGGUCUAGGUCAGUGGUUCCCAAACUUUUUAUAGUCCCAUACUCCUUCAAACAUUCAACCUCCAGCUGCAUACCCCCUCUAGUACCAGGGUCAGCGCACUCUCAAAUGUUAAUAACAUAUAAUCAUCAUAAUAAUAUAAUAAUAAUCAAUAAUUUUGUUCUUUAUUUAACCAUCUUACAUAUGAAAUCUUAUUUGUACAUCGAAAACUAUGAAUAACUCACCACAGGUUAACGAGAAGGGUGUGCUUAAAAUGAUGUACAUAACUCUGCAAUGUUGGGUUGUAUUGGAGAAAUUCUUAAAUCAUUUCCCACACACAGUCUGUGCCUGUAUUUAGUUUUCAUGCUAGUGAGGGCCGAGAAUCCACUCUCAAACAGGUACAUGGUUGCAAAGGGCAUCAGAGUCUUAACAGCAUGAUUUGCCAAGGCAGGAUACUCAGAGUGCAUCCCAAUCCAGACAUCUGGCAGUGGCUUCUAUGAAAUUCAAUUUUCACAGAACCGUUGUUGCAAUUUCAAUGAGGCUUUCUUGUUCAGAUAUCGGUAAGUGGACUGAAGGCAGGGCAUGAAAGGGAUAACUUUCAAUUACAACUGGAUUUGUUUGUUUAAUCCGUUUCGGGAGGGUACCUACGUAAUUGUGCACCCAACUCACUCAGGUGCUUUGCUAUAUCACCUUUUACAUUGUCCGUAAGCUUGAGUUCAUUUGCACACAAAACAAUCAUACAAUGAUGGAAAGACCUGUGUGUUGUCCUUGUUAAUGCAGAAAGAAAAGAGCUUCAACUUCUUAGUCAUAGCCUAAAUUUGGAAUAUAGUUGCAGAGAGUCCCUGUAAUCCUAGAUUCAGUUCAUUCAGGUGAGAAAAAACAUCACCCAGAUUGGCCAGUCGUGUGAGAAACUCGUCAUUAUGCAAGUGAUCAGACAAGUGAAAAUUAUGGUCAGAAAAGAAAACUUUAUGCUCAUCUCUCAAUUAAAAAAAAACGUGUAAAUACUUUGUCCCCUGAUAACCAGCGCACUUCUGUAUGUUAUAAAAGCGUUGCCCAUUUCAUAGUAUAGUGCAGAAAAUACACAAGGGUUCAGGGGCCUUGCUUUAACAAAGUUAACAAUUUUCACUGUCGUGUUCAAAACGUCUUUCAAGCUGUCAGGCAUUCCCUUGGCAGCAGGAGCCUCUCGGUGGAUGCUGCAGUGUACCCGAGUGUCGUAGGGAGCAACUGCUUGCGCGUGCAUUACCACUCCACUAUGUCUUCCUAUCAUGGCUUUUGCGCCACCAGUAAAGAUAAACACAUCUUGACCCCCAAAGUGCAUUUGAUGUCACGAAGCUGUCCAGUACUUUCAAAAUAUCCUCUCCUGUUAUCCUGGUUUCCAGUGGUUUGCAGAAGAGGAUGUAUUCCGUAACUGACACCCCAUAAUAGUAACGGACAUAUACCAGGAGCUGUGCCACGCCGCCACGUCUGUUGACUCAACCAACUGUAACCCAUAUAAUUCACUGGCUUGUAUGCGAAGCAGUAAUUGUUUCAAAACAUCUCCUGCCGUGUCACUGAUGCGCGUUAAAACAGUGUUGUUUGAUGAAGGCAUUGUCUGUAUAGUUUUUUGGCCUUUUUCCCUAGCAUUUCCCAGCCAUAUCUACGGCAGCAGGAAGAAUUAAGACCUCCACAAUAGUAUGGGGCUUGCCUGUCCUAGCCACUCGGUAGCUCACCAUAUAAGACGCCUCUAUCACCUUCUUAUUAAUGGUAUCUGUUGCUUUUAUACAUG
This is a messenger RNA of Oncorhynchus gorbuscha (pink salmon), 3723 nucleotides long. Its product is annotated as proteinase-activated receptor 4-like. Gene Ontology annotation, molecular function: thrombin-activated receptor activity. The transcript has 2 exons. Bases 343 to 1569 code for a protein of 408 amino acids. Gene Ontology annotation, cellular component: membrane. The record is from RefSeq and is a predicted model, not a curated record. Gene Ontology annotation, biological process: positive regulation of Rho protein signal transduction; phospholipase C-activating G protein-coupled receptor signaling pathway; thrombin-activated receptor signaling pathway. NCBI's taxonomy places the organism in Eukaryota, Metazoa, Chordata, Actinopteri, Salmoniformes, Salmonidae.